CCUGUAACUACUCGCGUCGUUGUUUUCUGGAUUGUAAUAUGCAAGAAAUCUGCAACCACAGCAGGAGGACUCUUAUCACUGGUUUUUUUGCUCUCAUCCCUCAUUCUUGUGUUUUUGGGUAUUGUCUUUUCCGACUGAUUGAAAUACGCAAGGAGCUUGCUUUUCUGUCUUUUACGGAUGUUUGAGAACACCAAGUCCAAGCAACAGAAAGCCUUGACCUCUUCCAUGAAGGUUUGCAAUUUGAUGUUGUAUCUCCAAUGGGUUUGAUGUUCUUGUUUACUGUCUUUUUUUGGAUUGACUUCCAGGUUUACUUUCUUUGAAUUAGCCUCCAUGUCGAACUCGGAUGCGCGGAAGCAAGUGGCUCGCAACUGAACGAAGAGUCGAGAGGACAUUGCGGAGCCGCUCUCCUUAGUCAGUUGGCCUCGCUAGAGAACACGGAGUGGAACAGUACAACCUUCGCGCGCUCUGCAGAAGAAAAAGAAUCGCUAUUGAUUCUUCUUUCUAAGAAGCCCUUCGUUUUCGGCGAACCAACGGUAACUGAAACGCGUCGCAAAAGGAAUCAAUCGAGAUCACUGCAUCGAGAUCCUCGAGACUUGAAGAAUUGCCGGCGUGGCAAUAGGGGUUUUCCUGUGGCGAGUCUUCGGCGACAAAAAGGACGAGCAAAGAGCCACUACCGCCCAUCUUCUCUUUGUAGUCACGCUUCUCCAUUUAGUAGCGCAAAAAUAUUGAGAGGGCAAUCGAAGUUGUGCUGCGCUAGGAAGUCUUCAACGGCAAAGACGCACAGCGGAACCAUUUCGCGUUUAGCUGGAGCCUCCUUUUUUUCACCUAGUAGUGCCGUGGCUUUCAGUAGUAGCUGUAGUCGCGCAAUAUCAAGGAACCACCGGUCGAAGGUGUCCUGUAGGAGGUCUUCAACUCGGCAAAGACGAGCAUUGGCGUCGUGCUCAACGUCCGUAGUUGCAGUGUCUGCCCAUCUAGUAGUAAUACAGGAAUAGCUAUAGCCCGGCGUCGGCAAUCGAAGUGCCUCUGGAAUUUUCAAACAGCAAAGACGAGCAUUAGCGUCUUCCACCUAGUCGUAGCACUACCGGAGCUAGUAGUCGUAGUGUUGCAAUAUCCUUACCGAGCCGGAAGCUAAAGUCUGGUAGGGAACCGUCAACAUCAACGGCCGAAACCAGCGCUACCGGCAUUGAUCUUCUGGCUGUGGCAGUAGCGUCUCUACUUGUGCAUCUGGUGAAGUUUCUACAUCUAUUUGCGUCGCUGCAGCUAGUAGUGCAAUCGCGAAGCGGCAAUCGCAGGCUGGCAGGAGGAAGCCUCCAAGACCCAAAAUCAGAAUUGGCAUUUUCCAUUUCGCAUACUCUCCAUCUGAUCUGCAGCCACGAGCGCACUCCUAUCCAGAAGCACAAGAUUGGAGAGUCGUGAACGGCAAAAACUAUCUUCCAGAAAGUCUUCAACGGCAAGAACGAGCGUCGCCACUUUCCACCUAGAAGCUGUAGUAUCUCUCCAUCUGCUCCUGGCUUUUCUACAGGUAAACUUACCUUAGUAGCUCGAGGAGCUAGUGCUAGAAGCGUCACUUCGUGUCCAUCUAGUAGCACCUUAUCGAGGCGGCAAUCAAAGAUCCCUAGGAAGUAUUCAACGGCAAAAGCGAGCACUUCGACCCUCGAUCUCGUUGCAGUCUCUUGCCAUUUGGUGGCUUGUCUACAUUUACUAGCAUUUUUCGAUCCAAUACCGUCACGAUGGGGCUGAGGGUAAUUGAUGUUCAUCUACCAUGGUCUAUUCCGGUCUUCCUGACGGCAGUUCCUCUAGUGGGGGCAAGAAUGGAAGAACCAGUGCACGAUUACGAUUUGCAGAUGAGCCGCAUACCACCUGACUACCUUCUUCAGUAUACCGAUGAAGCUGAUUAUUUUGGUGAUGAUCAGGAGGGGUUACAUCAUCAAGAGCCAAAGCGCAUCUACCAACUGCCAAAUGCAACCGCGUUUGACGAUCCCUGUGUCGCACUUCCAUCCGCGUCCUCUAGUUUCGUUGAUUCGAGUUUUCUCUUGGUUGGUGAUCAAGAUGAAGAACCAGAUGCAGCGGAGCUGUUUUUGGAUCCCCAAUCUCGUUUAGAUUGGCUUCAUCGGAUCAUACGUCUUCCCACUGAGUCAGGGCUCGCAAAGGAGCUGCAGCGCGCUCGUAGAGCAUCGAUGAUUUUCAAUAACUACAACUUCGCUGCGAUCGAUGCUGCAAGUGAGGAUUCCUUGAGGCAGGGCGGCCGGAUGCUGCUGAAGCAGAUGGGCGGUCCCGAUUCCAUCAUAGCCGGCCAAAUCCUACAAGGCGUAAAAAAGAAGAUGGCGCCUGGCGAGCUUUUGUCGUCGAAACUAGGUCAUCUGAAAAGCGCUUGGGAAAGCUAUGACAAGCAUCUGGAGGAGAGGAUUGAUGAGGUUAUUGAAGUGAGUGCGCGUUCUGAACAACAAGAUGAAGCGUCGAUACUUUUGGAUACGGGCAAACCCUUACAGGAUUUUCCACGCCGUCUUGAAAUUUUUAAAGAUUCCGCCGAAUGCAGGGCCGUAAUAGUUCGUCUGGUGCCAGUGAGCGAUGAAAAUAAACUGAACAAUGGAAAAGCAGAAAGCCAUAGUGCGUGCACCAGAGACGGCCUCUUGCUUGGUCUUGGAACAUCUCUCGUAGAAGAGCUGCGGCGCGCUCGUAAGGCAUCGGUCAUUUUCAAUGACUACUUGGAGCAAGCAGAAGAUCCAUCAGAAUCAGGCGUCCGGGUGGUGAGCCUGAGGACUGGCGGUGGCGCAAAGAUUGAUAGGAACGCCAAUAAACACUUGGCGUCGCAAAUCAUGGGGAUGAUCAACAACAUCAACAACGGGGGGAGCGAUGUAGCUUCACAGCUGACACUAAAGCAACUUAGUGAAGCUUGGGAAGGGCACCACAAAGCAGUCGAUGCUGUGCCUCGAAACGAGGGGGACCUAAAUGAAUUUUGUUCGCCCAGGCUCAACACAAACAGAAAUGACGAUGACCUCGAGGCGCUGAAAAAGGACCACUUCCACUGCGGCACAGCGUGGAGACUGCUGGCUUCCAGUAGCCGCGCGAAGACAUUCUUCGCCAACAACGUUCCUGGCGGGAGUUUUGCAGGGGGUGUUUUUCGCCGGAGUUUUGCAGGAGAGCUGCAGGUCGCCAGCAAAGCGCCCAACAUCUUCGCUAUGCUCAAGCCGAAGGGAGGAACGACUGCGAUCGAGACCACAUCCAGGUGGAAACCACCAUGGGUGUGGUGGCGGCUGCGGAAUGAAGACGUCUACCCUUUCGAGUGGAAAACCAUUGUAGAAGUCAAGAAUCAGCUAAACGACUACGGUGCCUUCAAUCCGAAGAAGGAAUUGGGAGAACUACAACAGGCGUGGAAAUUCUACGGCCGUGCCCUCAAGGCGUAUAUUGUAACACACCCAACCGCCGCGGGGUAUCACAACUGCGUCGAAGGCGAAGACUGCCGACAACGCAAUCACGUCCCUUCCUCCGCAAACGCCGUGUUUACCCAAUCAAACAUUGAGCUCGCGGAGAGGCUUGCGGCGGAUGCACUCUCCCUGCUACCUGAGGUCAAGAAGCGCACAGGCCGUCGUAGUAGUGCUUUAGGGGAUCUGGAAGCGCAACUCGAACAAGAACUGAAGAGAAGUGCGACCGAAUCGGGAAGGACAGGCGAGGUCGAGGCAGAAGCAGGAAAAGUAGACGCAAAAAGGGAGGAGCUAAUACAGCACUGGAGAGAAUAUCAAAAAACCCUCGCGACUGUUGAAAAGGUGGAGAGAGAAACCGCACGUAAACAGGAGGGGAUGUCGGAAAACCACCUAGGUACGCUGGGUUGGGGGUGAACUCUGUCUGGACUCGUUCCACUUUCAUGGGUGCCAAUCGUAUCUUGUGCCAAUUUUUUUCUUAUUCUUGCAGCAGUCUACUAUAAGAUUUUUCCGUGAUUGCGCGCCAUAAGUAUUGUGUCCGUACAGAUCUAGACUCCCAAGAGGGUAAGAGGAUAUCCAUAGGGUGUCUGCUCGGUGUGUGCGAAAUGCGCUUUCAUGUUGUCAUUCGUACGUCUGAAUCCAUAUUUUUUGGUUUGGCUAAGGAGUGGCACGCGAUUGUGCUUGGGGGAGGGGUGAAAGGCUGCAAGGCGUACUUAGAAGCUUUGAAAAUGUUCAAAGCACCUCUCUCAGAUAUUGAGAUGAUGUGGAGGAGAUGAGUUAACAAAUGAUGAUAUUGGUCGCUAUACGAGUAAGUUUUGAUCAUAGUACAUAUUGAUUCCCUAAGGUUGCUGAGUCGCUCUUUUCUGAUCUUUCAGAUCAGGUGCAGGCUUUCGCAUUGGGAGAGUUUCUCUUCAAUGUGCCCCACCGACGGAAAACCAAUUCUGUCCUUCAAUUGUGUGCGUGUAUUGAUCAUUGGUCGACUAAGUGGACAGCUGUCCUCCUGGGGGCUAGAAAGGCUAGUACUUAUGACUAGUGCUGUACCGUAUCCUCGCUAGUACUUAUGACUAGUACUUAUAAUGACUGGUACUUAUGACUAGUGCUGGAUCCGUAUCCUCCUUUUCUUUGGCUCUUACAUAAUUGGAUGUCCCAGGACAUCAGUUGCAAAUGAUUUACUGAGGAGAAGUCGAGGAUAGGGACUGAAAGCUGUCGCUAACUUCUUCCCAAAUGAUUCUGGAGGAUAGGGAAGAAGUUAGCGACAGCUUUCGCGACAGCUUUCAGCCUACUAAGCUUUCUAUGGUAGGCGGGCUGGGGGGUGGGAAUCCAUUUCCAUUUGCAUUCCGCUGUGCGAUGGGGAUCGAUCUUGCCCUGGGUCAUUCGGUGUGGUGAAAAUUCAAUUAUGUCACUUAGACUUCUUUGGGCUUUCUAUGCUGAGGAUAUGCUCACCCAGAGUUCAAGAUGUUGACUCUGCAUUAGCAAAAGGGUGUCCUCAUUGUCGAGAUGCUGCGACUCCCUGGGACUUUACGCUACAGCCGAAAAGUCGCCCUGUGUGGCAACGAGACGGAGGUGUCCUAUGAUAUCCAUUUGUACACCCUUAUGCUACUUUAAGAAUCAAUCUGUACACGCUUACUUAUCGUUUUCGUUAUGUCAUCUACUUGCGCACUUUUUCAUUUCUAAUAUCAUUGAGACAAAGAACAAAAAAGUAGUCCUUGCUUCAGCAGGAAAAAGCAAAAAGAUUUCGGCAUAUAUUGAAUUUGAAUUUGCAUCAGCAACAUAUCAUGAGUCGCACCUUGUAGAUAACAAUAGCAAAACCUACUAAUUUUCGAAGAAAAUCACGAAAAAACGAAGAUCCUUCAUCUUCUAUGUAAAUAGGCUUUCCAAUGAUCAAGAUUUAGGGAUUUAUUUUUUAUUUUAUGUAUGAAUAUAAUUCAAAUUCACUUCAAGUAGCCUUCUCAAUAGAAUUCUUCAAGUAGAUUUUUGAAAGAUGGUUGAUAGCUAGUCGCAUCGUGCUAGAUGACUUUGAAAGUCCCACAAGUCAAGCUGUGCCUUGUGACAUAUUUAGAAGAUGGGGCAUUAUCAUAGGUCUUCAUGUUCAUCGUUGUGCAUGGAAGAAGUGCCUUUGCUUCCUCUGCUUGUCCUUGGACUGCCUCAGGGACUGUUUCAUCUUGCCAGUGAUUGAGGAUAGCCCCUUGAGAUGCACACGUGGCACGUUGUCCUUGUCAUGUGCGACCAACUGCUGCAGCCUGGCCAGCCCAUGUGCAACCACCUGCUGCCGCCUGGAUCGAACAGCACCUAUUUUUGUUCUUAUGUGCUGGAAAGAGUGGGGGGUGAGAGCACUCAGCUGAGGACGAUAAAAGGUGGGUUGUAGCAGGAGUUUGUCUUUACUGGAGUAAGAGUAGUUGCAUACUUAUUCGCUUGAGCAAUUAACAAAAGGGGUGACUAUCGGGGUGCCUCCUCAUAAUAUGGACGCCCGAGCUUCAGCAAUGGCGUCGGUGAUAUAUCAGCGAAACUGUAACUAUUCAGCUACAGCUAGCGCGCCCACCCAACUUCUGCGUAUUGACUAAGGAUGGCUGGGCUGAGAGCUUUUGAGUCAUGUUGCAAGCGGAAAAAUGAUUUGAGUCACUUCUUGUUGCUGCUAUGCGUCAAUCAACUAUGUGUAUGUUUUUCCUUUCCGCCGGUGCAUAGGAUUAGAAAUGCAUAGGAAAGGCCUAGAUGGGGAGGUAGUAAACUAGAUUUUGGAGGAGCAGGCAAUGUGGGUUGGAGACUGACUAUUUGCGUAGGCAGUCGUAGUUUAUUUCAUUUUCAAUUCGAACAAAAGAAUGAAUCAGAACAAAGACUAGUGUGAAGUUGUCGAGGAUAAUAUAAAAGAUACAGCUAUUGUUCUUUGAAGAGCCAAUGUUACCCAAGGAUCCGAAGUAUUCAAUCUAAGUAAUGUGAAGUGCAAAAAAUGUCCUGCAAUGAGAGUUGCUUCUUGAAAAUGGUGAAGAACUACAUUCAUAACCAUUAAACUCAAUCGGUGCUGUAGGCACCGAUGUAGAAGAACUACAAGCGGCUCCACUGGAGUCUACUGGUAUUAUUCAUGAUAGCCCGUGAAAUGAAGAUUUUUCAAGAACGACGAAUAGAUAUAGAAUCAAUUGAAUUGAAUCAUUAUAAAUAUAUAAGACUAGUUGUAGUUCAAGCGAAAGCAAAGUAGGAGAGCAGACGCCUAGUAUACUGAGCCCAAAUUUCGGCAGACCGGGAUGGCUUACUAGAAUGUUCAUGUUGUUUUUGUUUUGGACAGAGGUCUGUCAAUGAGUGAUAUUUUUUUUGCUGACAUUUUGUCUUUGAUGACGUCCCAAUGAGUGAUUUACUUACAUUUAGCUAGCGUCUGUUUUCUUGCAAGGUGCUUCCAAAACUGGAAGACAGCUACACUUCUAUGGGAGAAGGCCAUACCUACUUGGCAUUAUAAAACUCAGAAGAAGACGAUGAAGAUGCAGCUGUAGGUGUGACUCCGAACCAGCCAACGCCAUCACUAAUUACUUAGAUAAAGCAGCAACGCUCUGGAGUCUGAACAGACGCGCAGGCAACCUCAAGCUCGUUCCUUGGGGCUGCCUGUCUUCCCCGGGACGAUGCGCUACAGCCGAGAAUUCAACCGGUGUGGCAACGAGACGGUGGCGUCCUAUGUUACCCAUUUGUACACGCUUGUUUUACGUUAAGAAUCUAUUUGUACACGCUUACUUAUUGUUAUGUUGUCUAUGUAGUACACAUUUUUUUAAGACAAAAUAGAUAGACCAAUCUUCAGCAGGAAAAUGAAAAGAGAUAUCGACAUAUAUUGAAUUUGCAUCAGCAACAUAAUAUGAAUCGCAGCUAAACCACCUUGCUAAUUUUCGAAAAAAAACAGGAAACAACGAAGAUCCUGCAUCUUCUAUGUAAAUAGGCUGUCCAAGAGAAAUUUAGGGAUUUUUUUAUUUUGGGAUGAUUCAUUUACAUUUACAUUUCGACAUUGUUCAAGGAGCCUUCAAUAGAAUUUUUCAAGUAGAUUUUUUAAAGAUGGUUGAUAACUAGUCGUAUCGUGCCAGAUGAAAUAAUUGAAAGAAUCAAGGCUGCGCGUGGGAUGAAGACGCAGCCAUUGAUCAACCAUCUUCAACAGCUGAAGCCGCCACAAGUCAAGCUUUGCCUUGUGACAUAUUUAGAAGAUGGAUUAUUAUAGAUCUUUGUGCAUGGAAGAAGUAUCUCUGUUGUCCUUGUCAUGUACGACCAACUGCCGCCUGGCCAGCCCAUGUGCGACUAACUGCUGCAUCCUGGCUCACCCAUAUUUAUAAUAUGAGUAUGAGUCUGAACCUGAGAUCUCUUAUCGUAUUCGUGCUAGACUCUCCUCCAUUCAUUCUAUCAUCGUGUGCUGGAAAGAGUGGGGGGUGAGACCACUCAGCUGAGGACGAUAAAAAAUGGGUUGUAGCAGGAUUUUAGCCUUACUGGAGUAAGAUUAGCUGCAUAUUUAUCUGCUUGAGCAAUGAACAGAAGGGCGACUAUUAGGGUGCCCACUCAUAUGGACGUCCGAGCUUCAGCAAUGGCGUCGGUGAUAUAUCAGCGAAACUGUAAGAACUAUUCAGCUCCAGCUAGCGCGCCCAUUCCAUUAUCCAACUCCUGGGUAUUGGAUGAUGCCGAGGACAAAACGAAAGGGAGGGCGAAACUAUGUCACAUAUGAAGAUCAAAGCACUGCACGGCAAUGCCUGUCGUCAUCUUUUCUAGUACGGCUAGGAGUAGCCUCUUAAACUUAGAUGAGACAAUUGCGCGACAUGCAUGCCUCCAGUAUCGAGGAGAUUUAGAAGAUCUAUAAACAUCAACUUUAAAUGUUGAGAGUUGUUCUCUGGCACGAAAUAAGUCUAGUUAGAACCUAGAAGAAGGCACUUGUAUAAAUAUGACAUUCAUAGAGUUAGAAACAAAGCAAAACAUGAACACUUAUGACGAAGAGACCACAAGUAUGCAGCAUUCGUUCUCGAGUAGGCCGUAAAAAGAUAAUACACUUGCAAAUAGUACAUUUCGUGUACUGUUAUUGAU
Messenger RNA from Amoebophrya sp. A25, 8453 nucleotides. The record is from the annotation of a GenBank genome assembly. Lineage: Eukaryota; Dinophyceae; Syndiniales; Amoebophryaceae.